AUGAGCGGUAACUACAGCAGCGUCUCUUUCGAUAGUCAAGAGAUUGCACCUGAUCCAUCACUGUUUUCGCUAAAUCUAACGACUCAAUUCCCCGUCGAAAGAUCAAUUCCUCAAGCCCUCUUAAACAACGACACUAUCAAUUCUGAUAUCAGUAUUGCAUACCAGAGCACAGUCCGUAUAAGCAACGGCGAUGCAACUGGAGCACUCUGGAAUAUCAAUGAUACUAUAUACGUUUUUGGUGGCGGCUUCAAAGAACCUAUAAACACUUUGUCAGCCUACAACACCACAACAAACCAGUGGAAAGAAGUGAAUGUGACUGGCGGAAACUUCAACUUUGGUAACCGAACUUCGUCUCAGUAUGUCAGUGUACCUGAUUCGGGUCUCGGGUUUAUAUAUGGCGGAACGGAUUACAUGGGAGGAAUGAUACGCUUGAACGCGUCUGAUCCGGAUAAUCUUUCGUGGACCAACGAAACUUUAGGCAAUGGUUCGCAUGGAAUUGAGGUGCCGAACUUGGAGUCUGGUGCCAUGGUUUAUAUACCGGCGGGAGAUGAAGGCAUGCUCAUCACAUUCGGAGGAGGAAAUGUCACCUCAGGCAUAAGUCCCGACUCAGGCUGGCCGUAUGAUUCGGAUUGGCUCACCGUGUAUGUCUACGACAUUGCCUCUCACACCUGGUGGGCACAGAGAGCAUCCGGCGAUGCACCAUCACACAGAACCGGUUUUUGCGCCGUGGUCACGGAGUCCCCCGAUGGUAGCGCGUUUCAUAUCACGACCUACGGUGGGUGGAGCCUGCUUUACCAGCGGUCAUUUGAGGAUGUUCAAAUCCUUAGUAUUCCUUCGUUCACUUGGAUCAAUGCCACAGGCCUGUCGAGCAAUACAAAUAAAGAGCAACAGGUAAACUCGACAGUUGGACGUGACAGUCUUACUGGUGCUUGCCAGGCAUAUCGUGGCGCGCAGAUGAUCGUCCUUGGUGGUGAGAUCCGUGCUGGCGCCUAUUCGCUUACGAAUGGCGCAUGCAGCAAUACGUUUGAGCCUGUUCGUGUUUUGGAUUUGUCUACGUAUGAAUGGAAGAAUGAGUUAAAUACCAGCGCUAGCUAUGAGGUGCCGUCAAUUAUCUACAACAAGAUAGGUGGAAAUGCAACCGGUGGUGCUAUAUCUACUGUUCCUGCUGCCGGGUUCGCAGACCCAACUUUGGCCUCCUUGUUGCAAAAACAUGUCGGGGGUGCGACCGUCACAUCUUCAAUAACUCCUUCCACUACACCAAGCGACGUAGCACAGUCUAGCUCCGUGAAUUCCGGCGCCAUUGCGGGCGGAGUCGUUGGCGGUAUAGUUGCACUUGCACUUGUUGCAGGCAUGGCAUGGUUUCUGAUACGGCGUAAGCGACAAGAUCAGGCUGCUGAGAUAACGAUUCCUCAACAAAAAUGGGAGCCACCAGUACCACCACAAGAAAUGGAGGCAACAUAUGGCCGGCUACCAGAGGCAGGGGGGGUGCCGAUCCAUGAGGUUGCUGCAGGAUCUCAUGUUGUCGAGAUUGGAGUCGGCUAUCCUAGGCAUAUGCCAACUAACCCUACCGAAUAA
This is a messenger RNA of Talaromyces amestolkiae, 1575 nucleotides long. RefSeq lists its product as uncharacterized. The transcript has 4 exons. Lineage: Eukaryota; Fungi; Ascomycota; Eurotiomycetes; Eurotiales; Trichocomaceae. Gene Ontology annotation, molecular function: protein binding. Bases 1 to 1575 code for a protein of 524 amino acids. Gene Ontology annotation, cellular component: cell cortex of cell tip. The record is from RefSeq and is a predicted model, not a curated record.